This is a messenger RNA of Plenodomus lingam JN3, 417 nucleotides long. It is a transcript of the gene ERV14, whose product is annotated as COPII-coated vesicle protein. NCBI's taxonomy places the organism in Eukaryota, Fungi, Ascomycota, Dothideomycetes, Pleosporales, Leptosphaeriaceae. The record is from RefSeq and is a predicted model, not a curated record. Gene Ontology annotation, cellular component: endoplasmic reticulum membrane; COPII-coated ER to Golgi transport vesicle. Gene Ontology annotation, biological process: endoplasmic reticulum to Golgi vesicle-mediated transport.
AUGACUGGUGAAGCGUGGUUAUACCUGUUGGCGGUGUUGAUAAAUGCCGUCAACCUCUUCCUUCAGGUGUUCUUCACUAUCAUGUACAGCGACUUGGAAUGCGACUACAUCAACCCCAUCGAUCUUUGCAACCGUCUCAACACCUACAUUAUCCCCGAAGCCGCUGUCCACGCAUUCCUGACCUUCCUGUUCCUCAUUAAUGGGUACUGGAUUGCGCUCAUCUUGAACCUACCGCUGUUGGCUUGGAACGGCAAGAAGAUUUUCGAGAACCAGCAUCUCCUAGACGCAACGGAGAUCUUCAGGAAACUCAAUGUGCACAAGAAGGAAUCCUUCAUCAAGCUGGGCUUCCACCUGCUCAUGUUCUUCUUCUACCUCUACAGCAUGAUCGUUGCUCUUAUCCGCGACGAGUCUCACUAG